This is a messenger RNA of Punctularia strigosozonata HHB-11173 SS5, 291 nucleotides long. RefSeq lists its product as uncharacterized. Lineage: Eukaryota; Fungi; Basidiomycota; Agaricomycetes; Corticiales; Punctulariaceae. The record is from RefSeq and is a predicted model, not a curated record. The transcript has 2 exons. Bases 1 to 291 code for a protein of 96 amino acids.
AUGACACCAGUAUGCCGUCAUGAUCCGACGAGAAACGCCAGCAAUCCCGCAUGGUUAUCGAGGGGGACGGCGUCGCACGACCCGGACUUCGGGGAGAAACGCCAGCAAGGGCGCAAAACACCGAGCUGCUGCGAUGCCAGUACGUCGUCCUGGUCCUCGGCGAUUAACUCUGGCGGACCUACAAGUAGGGAUGCAUCCGUGCCCGGGUUCGACCUCGAAGAGAAACGCCAGCAACUCCGUAAGAUGAUCGUACGCCUCGAAGGCCAUAACUCGGUGCUCCGUUGCUCAUAA